UAUAUAUAUUUUUUUCUUGUAUUUCGAAACGAAACUGGCUGAUAUCCGCACAAAUACCACGAGAGCCAUGGCAAAUGUGGGAAACGAGUAUUUAUUUAGCGAAUAAGAGAAAUAAAAAGAAGAAAUUUAUAAAGGUUUUAUCAAACGAAGACCUUAAAGCGGGUGAUAUCAAUGUAAAUAAUUAUAUUAUGGCAAACUGAACGCAGACAACACUUUUAACUGAGGGAUAUGGCAGCAAAAUUAAUAGGGGCCUUUUCUAUCAUAUUGAUUGAAACAAGGGCUUAAUAACGGUAAAUAAUGAGAGUGUCAGAACGAUGUUACAUACUCAUGUGUAACUCCAAGAAAACAGAGUUUAAAUGAGACUACGAAACAGUGCAAGCUUACAAAUCUCUGUUUCAAAUACUAGACUUCCAUUGAACUUGAGUUUAUGAAGAGAGCGGCACUCCGCAUUCCCGCUGGAGAUAAUAUAUAACUGUCAUAUAGUUCAGAGCAUAAAACUACACUCAAUAAACUCGCAAUGCGUGAUGUGUUUGCUGGGUUAUUGCGAAUUCUUUUACAAAUACUCGGACUUGUCAUUGCACAAUGGCCUUAUCUACAGUACGAUAUAAUUUUCUGUAUGCCGACAGCCUAUUUAUGUUUAUAAAUAACUUAACCGAUUUUUCAUUGUCAGUUGUAAAGAGUAUAAAGACCGCAUCGCAUCGACGUUAUCAUUUCGCAAUUUAUGGUUUGCGAUUCACAGAAUUUCCAAUUCUGUCGUGCUGUUCGCUUGCACUUAGCUCUCUUAGUUAUUGUUUUUACUAAAUAAGUUUUCACUCGUAAAACGCUUUGCUAUUGAUCAGUUGCUCGUUAGCCGGCGAACUAAAAGAAUGUCUGCGUUUGCAAUUUUAAUAGCCGUGCUGUUGGCGUUGCUCUCUUUUAUUUACUAUUUGCUGCAACGGCGCAUGAAUUAUUGGCGCUACCGAGGCAUACCGCACGAUGCACCACACUUUUUCGCCGGCAACUUGAAGGGCUUGAUGAAAACGCGCAGUUUCGCCGAAAUUCUGCGUGAAAUAUACGCACAUCAUCGCGGUUCGGGUCCUUUCUGCGGCUAUUAUUUGUUUCAACGCCCCGCGGUUUUGGUGUUGGAUCGAGCGCUCAUCAAAAAUAUACUCAUCAAGGAUUUCAGUAAUUUUGCCGAUCGUGGCAUUUUCCACAACGAAAAGGAUGACCCGCUCACCGGUCAUCUCUUCCGCUUGGAUGGCAAACAAUGGCGCGGCUUGCGUAAUAAACUGACACCGACGUUCACUUCGGGCAAAAUGAAAUUCAUGUUUCCCACCGUAUUGAAGGUGGCCGAUCAGCUGAUGGUCGCCGUUGAGAAGCGCUUGGCCAGCGACGAGCAUGUGUGGGACUGGAAGGAGAUGAUGGCAUGUUUCACCACCGAUGUAAUUGGCAACUGCGCUUUUGGCAUCGAAUGCAACAGCCUGCAAGACCCCAAUGCGGAGUUUCGUGUUAUGGGGCGCAAGCUAAUUGGAUCGCGUCGGCACGGGCCGCUCAUUAACGCCUUCAUUAAUAGCUUUCCGAAUAUGGCGCGUCGUCUGCGUAUGGCUAUAAUGCCGCAGGAGAUUACAGACUUCUUUUUGCGCAUCGUGCGCGAGAAUAUCGAAUAUCGUGAGCGCAACGGUGUGCACGGCAAUGACUUUAUGAGUAUUUUGAUGGAACUCAAUAAGGGUAAACACUUGAAGAGCGAAAAUGAUCAGUUGCGCGCGUUGAGUGUGAGCGAGAUGACAGCACAGGCAUUUGUGUUUUUCGUUGCCGGUUUUGAGACCUCAUCCACAACAUUGGCAUUCGCGCUGUACGAAUUGGCAUUACAAACCGAUUUACAAGAGCGUCUGCGCAAAGAGAUCGAGGAGACUAUACAGAGGCAUAACGAUGAGUUCACCUAUGAGUGCAUGGAAGACAUGCAAUAUAUGAAACAGGUGCUCUCUGAGACUCAGCGGAAAUAUCCGAUUGCACCGAAUUUGAUGCGUCAAGCGGCUGCUGAUUACGUGGUGCCCGGUCAUCCCAAAUAUGUGAUCAAGAAGGGCAUGAUGGUCACCAUACCCACCAUUGGCAUACACUACGACCCGGCGAUUUAUCCGGAACCCGACAAAUUCGAUCCAGAGCGCUUCUCAGUGGAGGCGGUGAAGUUACGCGACUCCGUCGAUUGGCUGCCCUUCGGCGACGGUCCGCGCAAUUGUAUUGGCAUGCGCUUUGGCCAAAUGCAAAUGCGCGUCGGCUUAACCUAUUUGCUGCGUCGGUACAGGUUCACACCUUGCGCACAGACGCAAAUUCCGAUGGAGUUCCAGAAGACUUUCCCCUUGUUUCCACAAGGCGGCAUACAUCUGAAGGUUGAGCAAAUAUAAACACGCACUUCAUCGUACUGCGAACCCUCAUCAGUCGACACAUGCUGCGCGACUCGAUGCGCAGUUAGUGCUCAAGCUCAGCUUAUAAUGUACACAGCUAAUUUAAGUUUCAUACUCACUUGGAAGAUGGUUAUAUUCACUUUGUUCGUUUUGAAUUUCACAAUAACUCUGACGCUUGUGCUUUUUGCCAGCGUUGUGGCUUUGCUGUCGGCGAUGACCUAUUUAUUCUGGCGUCGCAUGAACUACUGGCAGGAACGUGGCAUACCACACGACAAGCCCAGUUAUUUGUAUGGCAGUUUCCGUGGUUUAACCAAGCUGUAUGGCUUCUCGGAUAUCUUACGUUCAAUGUACCAGCGUUACAAGCACACUGGUCCUUUCUGUGGAUAUUAUUUCUUUCAACGCCCUGCUGUGAUGGUGUUGGAUACAGAGCUUGUGAGAAAUAUACUGAUUAAGGACUUCUCAAACUUCAGUGAUCGUGGUUUGUUCCAUAAUGAGAAAGACGAUCCCUUAACGGGUCAUCUGUUCUUCGUCGAUGGUAAAAAAUGGCAUGUGUUGCAUGGUAAACUCUCAUCAACGUUUAGCGAGUGCAAAGUGCGUGGCAUGUUUCCGUGUGUGCGCGAUAUCGCACAGCAAUUGAUCAGUACGCUUGAUCAGCUGAUUGAGCGCAACGCCAAUGUGGAAGUCAAAGAGCUGAUGGGUCGCUACACAACCGAUGUGAUUGGCAAGUGUGCUUUGGGCAUUGAAUGCAAUAGUCUGACGAAUCCAAAUGCUGAGUGUCGUGCAAUUGGGCGACGCAUCUUCACCGAUCGUCGUCAUGGUCUCUUAGUGUCCGGGCUCAUUCAAGGGUUCCCACAAUUGGCGCAAAAGCUGCAUAUGGCUACAAUACAUCCGGACAUAGAGAAGUUUUUCAUGCGUUUGGUGCGCGAGAAUGUGGAGUAUCGUGAGAAGUACAAUGUGCAUGGCAAUGACUUCAUGGAGCUUCUGAUGGAGCUGAAUAAGGGUGCAAAAUUAAGGUAUGAUAAAAAUGAUGAAUUUAAGGGUCUGACUGUGGAGGAGAUGACAGCGCAAGCGUUUUUCUUCUUUGCUGCAGGUUCCGAAAAGUCAUCAUCGACGCUCUCUUUUGCUCUAUAUGAGCUGGCUAUGCAACCCGAGCUGCAGGACCGCCUACGUUGCGAAAUCAAUGAGACGUUAUGUCAACACGACAACGAACUGUGCUUCGAGUCACUGAACGAGAUGGCAUAUAUGAAGCAGGUGAUAGCAGAAACCUUACGUAAGUACCCGAUACUACCGCAUCUGGCGCGUCAAGCUCUGCAUGAUUAUGUCGUGCCCGGCAAUCCAAAGUACGUUAUACCGGCUGGCACAUUAGUUACAAUACCCGUGGUCGGCAUACAUUAUGACCCCGAAAUUUAUCCGGAUCCUGAAAGAUUCGAUCCAGAGCGCUUCACACCGGAGCUGGUAAAGGCUCGUAACAAGGUUGAGUGGUUACCUUUUGGCGAUGGGCCGCGCAAAUGUAUUGGCUUUCGCUUCGGUCAUAUGGAAAUUCGCGUCGCUCUCACUUUUUUGCUGCAGAAGUAUCGUUUCUCUCUGAGCGCACAAACCGAUGUGCCGCUAGAGGUUAGCAAAUCUUUUUCAAUUAUACCCAGAAACGGCAUCUUUUUGAGAGUGGAACGCAUUUAGUGCAUAAUAUUAGUUUGUGUGGUUUGAAGUUGUUAGCAUUUAAGUUUACCAAAAGCGUCUUUGGAAAAGUA
Molecule: messenger RNA, 4129 nt
Organism: Bactrocera tryoni
Lineage: Eukaryota; Metazoa; Arthropoda; Insecta; Diptera; Tephritidae
Exons: 5
Molecular function (GO): oxidoreductase activity, acting on paired donors, with incorporation or reduction of molecular oxygen; heme binding; monooxygenase activity
Source: RefSeq, a predicted model, not a curated record